Messenger RNA from Arachis stenosperma, 1093 nucleotides. RefSeq names its product remorin-like. The transcript has 6 exons. Bases 260 to 862 code for a protein of 200 amino acids. NCBI's taxonomy places the organism in Eukaryota, Viridiplantae, Streptophyta, Magnoliopsida, Fabales, Fabaceae. The record is from RefSeq and is a predicted model, not a curated record.
GUUUGGUUAUCCAUUUUGGUGUUGUUUUGUGUGUAUAAAUAAUUUGAUUGGAAGAUAGCAUGUGGAGCUGCUUUCAUACUCCAUAAUCUGUUACUGUGCCAACUCAUUCUGAGGCCAAUUUGUACCUAACACACCCCCUAAGAAAUCAGAAAAAUCCUUCUUCAUAUUCUUCAUUUAACAGCUACAACCAUAAUAUCUCAACCAACCCCUUACUUCUCUCUCUCUUUCUUUCAACUUUGAACUACUUCUUCCCUAAAAAAUGACAGAAGAGCAACCUCAAACUAGUGUGGAAUCACAAAAACCUUCUUCUGAUGAUCCUUCUCCAGCUGCUACAACUGAGGCUCCUUCUCAUGAAGAACAUGUUCAUGAAGCUUCUAAGGAUGUGGCUGAGGAGAAAUCUGUAAUUCCAGAUACCAAGCCUGAUGAAUCCAAGGCUCUUGUUCUAGUUGAGAAGCCUCUUGUUGAAGAGAAACCAUCUGAGGGCUCCGUUGACCGAGAUGCUGUGCUUGCAAGAGUUGCAACAGAGAAGAGGCUAUCACUAGUCAAAGCAUGGGAAGAAAGUGAAAAGUCAAAAGCAGAAAACAAGGCUCACAAGAAGCUUUCAGCCAUUUCUGCAUGGGAGAACAGCAAGAAAGCUUCUGUGGAGGCUGAGUUGAGAAAAAUUGAAGAGCAACUAGAGAAGAAAAAGGCAGAAUAUGCAGAGAAAAUAAAGAACAAAAUAGCUGCAAUCCACAAAGAAGCUGAAGAAAAGAGAGCUAUCAUUGAAGCUAAAAAAGGAGAGGAUCUCUUGAAGGCAGAGGAGGUAGCUGCAAAGUAUAGGGCUACUGGGACUGCUCCAAAGAAACUCCUUGGUUGUUUCUAAUGCCUCUCAUUCAAGCAAAAAAGCCUGUUUGGAAAUCAAAGAUGUGAAUUACUAUUUGUGCAUUUCUUUCAUCUCUUCCCAUUCAUAUAUCAAUACAACUGUGUGAUCUGAGUUUAAUUUUAUGUCAUGCAAAAUUUAGUUCAAUGUUCCUUUCAUUAUGUGUCUAUAGAGAUUGUUAUGUUGGAGUGUAUAUAUAUAUAUAUAUUUAUAUUUAUUUAUAUAUACCAUCUA